AUGGCGCCGUUCUUUCAGUCUCUCAGCCAAGCGGCCGUCGUUGCCCUUGCGUUGAUUUCGAAUGCCCAAGCCGCUCCCCCCGCCGCCGACGCGAGGCUCGACAGCCGAGCCGGCAAGGUGCCGCUGCGCCUGAUGCCCCUGGGCGCCUCCAUCACGGCCGGCCUACACUCGUCGACGGGCAACGGCUACCGCAAGGACCUGCGCGAGCUGCUCGUCAAGGACGGCUACCCGAUCAACAUGGUGGGCUCGCGCAAGUCGGGCACCAUGAAGGACAACGACAACGAGGGCUGGUCGGGCUUCCGUAUCGACCAGGUCGAGGGCAAGGCGCGGGCGUCCGUCCCGGGCAUCAAGCCCAACCUCUUCUGCGUCAACGCGGGCACCAACGACUGCGCGCAGAAUUCCGACAUCGCCGGCGCCGGCAAGCGCAUGGGCGACAUGCUCGAGUACCUCUGGAGCGCGUCGCCCGGGUCCACCGUCGUGCUGUCCACGCUGCUCAUCAACCUCAACACCACGCGCGAGGCCUGCGGCGUGCGCGUCAACGAGCAGAUCAAGAAACUUGCCGACGACAAGGCCGCCGCGGGGAAGCGCAUCGUCUUCGUCGACAUGCACGCCGCCGACGGCCCGCAAAAGGGGGACAUGGCCGACGACACGCACCCGGGCGACGUCGGGUACGGCAAGAUGGCCAAGAUCUGGCACCGCGGCAUCCUCGAGGCCGACAAGAAGGGUUUCUUGCACGCGCCGCAGAAGACCACCUAG
Purpureocillium lilacinum is the source of this 756-nucleotide messenger RNA. RefSeq lists its product as uncharacterized. Gene Ontology annotation, molecular function: phosphatidylcholine lysophospholipase A1 activity. Lineage: Eukaryota; Fungi; Ascomycota; Sordariomycetes; Hypocreales; Ophiocordycipitaceae. The record is from RefSeq and is a predicted model, not a curated record.